Messenger RNA from Acanthopagrus latus (yellowfin seabream), 6297 nucleotides. RefSeq lists its product as uncharacterized. Gene Ontology annotation, molecular function: ATP binding; microtubule motor activity; microtubule binding. The record is from RefSeq and is a predicted model, not a curated record. Bases 689 to 5356 code for a protein of 1555 amino acids. NCBI's taxonomy places the organism in Eukaryota, Metazoa, Chordata, Actinopteri, Spariformes, Sparidae. The transcript has 16 exons. Gene Ontology annotation, biological process: microtubule-based movement.
ACAUCUAUCAAUGGUCCAUUUCUCAGCUCUGCUUGUGGGGCAAAUGUUUCAGUGGUUUAGUCUGAGGAGGCUUUUUGUCUAAGCAGGUCUGUCGGUGGGCAUUAAGCCCUCUGAGGGAUUAUCUGCCUCUAUCAUGCUGAACUGAGCGUAUUUUGACCGGCUGUCUUUCUGCGUUUACGUUUGAUAACCUUCUAAUAAUUUCUGCGCCCCUGCGGAUGAGUCUGCUGGUCCAGGAGCUGCUCCUCUCUCCCACAGCGGGGAAACAAAAAGCGCCCUCCCCCCCCUGAAAACCGUUUUCGUCGUUAUGGAGACCCACUGUGUGUACGGAAAUAGUGAUACUACUCAAGCGAGCAAGUUUGUGAAAAAUUAAUGCAUUUAGUAAGUUCAGGUUGUUCCUUCAAAAAAAAAAACAAAAAAAAACGAAAACGAAACGUCUUGUUCACUCAUCUUGUCGAUUUGCAGGGAGAAAUGUGUGACAUGGCUGCCCCGGCUCCAUCCGGGCCGAGUGUCACAUUUCAGCAUCAUACAGAGUCCUGUGCUCUUGCCUGCCACCAUAACAGUGCAGUGUGGUAGUAAAGACACAGAGACCAAGCAGACCACGGGCCAUCAGUGUCCGGCAGGAAUUCACUGAGGGAGAGAAAAAGGUGGGUGGAGUGAAGUAAAAGAAAAAGAGAGGGAAAAGGAGGAAAUGACGCUUUGCUUGUAUGAGUGUCUGAAAGCGGCUGGGCUGCAGCGUCACUAUGCCAGGUUUACCUCAGUAGGUGUUCAUCGUGCAGCCCACCUUUCAGGGCUGACCAUGGAGGACUAUCCCGUCUUGGGAAUACGCUCUAUGGAGGACAGGACUCGACUCUUUAAUCUGGUCCAAAUGCUCAAAACCGUUGACCUGGAGAGCCUUGAAGAUGAAGAUCAUGAUGAUUAUGAAAGGGAUGGUGUUGUGGUGGAUAGUAGCAUUAAUAAUGAUGUUUGUAGACAUCCUGAUGAAGAUGUUAGUGAUGAUGAGGAUGUGAAGGAUGCUGCUCUGAAUGCAGCCAGUUUUUCCAAACCAUCGUGUGUUCGCAGAAGACUUGAUUUCAGCUGUGAACCUAUCGAUCAUCAUCAGAAGCUGUUUUCUCAUCCAGUAGGCAGUGAAAGUUAUAACAGACACAGUGAGCCAGGCCAAGGACAAGGAUCAGCCAUACCUGUGCAGCAUGACCAUGAUAGUGUGGUGGUAUGUGGCUGCAAAGGGAGCAACAACCACAAGCUGGAGGUCCACGGUCAUCAAUCUAAUCAUCACAUAGGAGCAAACGCCAAACAAGACAUCAUGGAGGAACUUUCCAUUAACGACUCUCACACCAGAUUUUCAACAAGGUUUGCCUUAUCCCACAAACUAAAGCCCAGGCCUGCAACAGUGGCAUCGAGGAAGUUUAGCGACCAACCAGUUGGGCGCAAAGAUAGAAAAGAAAUAUCAAGGAAGGAAAUGAGAACUAACAUCGCUUCUGAACACACGGCCAAGGCAACACCUGUUUAUGAAUCAAAGAGAGCAGCUGGCUACAACUACGGACUACCACUGAGCUCCCCGCUUGCCCCUAACAAAAAGCAACCUGGGGCCCAGCGGAUCAGUGUGUGUGUGAGGAAAAGACCUCUGACAUGCACAGAGCACCGGACAGGAGAGGCGGAUGUUGUGACAACUCUGAGUGGAGAGUGUGUGAUCGUUCAUGAAAGCAAAGAGGCCGUGGAUCUCACAGGAUACAUACUACAGCACAGGUUCUACUUCGACCAGGUAUUUGGUGAGCAAAGCUCCAAUGAGGAAGUGUAUAGAAGAACAGCAUAUCCUCUGGUGCAGCACAUGCUCAAUGGAGGCAAGGCGACCUGCUUUGCAUACGGCCAGACAGGUGCUGGGAAGACUCACACCAUGUUGGGAUCAUCACCUGGGAGACCGGGGUUGUAUGCACUGGCUGUCCGGGACAUUUUUGCUCACCUCUCCACCCCACACACGCGCUCACCCUUGCUGGUGUAUGUCAGUUUCUUUGAAAUCUACUGCGGUCAGCUGUACGACCUGUUGGACCACAGAAAAAGGUUAUUCGCCAGGGAAGAUGGACAGAAGGUGGUUCACAUUGCUGGGCUGCGUGAUGUCAGAGUGGACUCAGUCAGCUCACUGCUGGAGGUGAUCUCACAGGGAACAGAGGAGCGCACACAGGGGGUGAGUGGAGUAAAUCCACUCUCCUCUCGUUCCCAUGCCUUGCUUCAGAUUCAGCUAAGAAGUCUAAACCAGCAGGUAGCUGGUAGCAGAAUGUGGUUUGUGGACCUGGCAGGAAGUGAGAGAGCAUCAGAUACCAAAGAACCUGAUCGGCAGAGUCGUAUGGAAGGAGCAGAGAUCAAUCAGAGUCUGCUGGCGCUUAAAGAAUGCAUCCGGUCUCUUGAUCAAGAGCAGUCGCACACACCUUUCAGACAGAGCAAACUUACUCAGGUUUUGAAGGACUCAUUCAUUGGGGACUCAAUGACAUGCAUGAUUGCCAACAUUUCACCUGGUCACUUAGCAACUGAACACACACUUAAUACACUGAGAUACGCAGACCGGGUGAAGGAGUUGAGGGGACAGGGAGGACUAAGAGGAGGAAGGAGAGGCAAGACAAUACCAUCUCCAAAACGUAACCUGUCCAACAGCAACAGCGGCAGCGGAGCAAGCAGUACUGGCACUCGAGGAAAAAGUCCCCCCAAAAAGCCAAAGUUAGGGAGGCAAAGAGAGGUGUUUGGGCCCUCCACACCUACCUCAAGGGUGGCCACAGGAGGCUCAAUCCUCUGCUCCACACCAAAGAACAGCAGAUGGGGAGAAGAAACAAGUGCAAGAGGAGGAAAGGAGAUUGGACUUGAACAAAUUACACCAAUCAGGGGUAUGCUGGGAACAGCUGAGACAAGGGAGAAAAGGGAGAAAGCAUGUGGGAGGGUAGGUAGAAGAGAAACAUAUGGAGGACCUGACAGUGCAGGUCAUGCAAAUGGUGACCAAAACAUCAGGGCAGGGCUGGUCCUGGGACAAGCAACUGAUGAGCAGCUCCACUUGUGGGAGCCACAGUGGGAAUCUGUGUUGUACCGCAGAGGAAAAGCGAACCAGCCAAGCACUUUGCAAGGAGGGAGAGAAGGAGAAAGAAGAUCAAUAGAACGGAGAACACAAGUGGAAAGCAGUAGAGAUACAUAUAGUGAAGUAGAGAGGCAAAGGGAAAGAGAUUUACAAAAGGAUGACAGAAGGGAGAAGGAGAGAGAGAGGCAUUUGAGACAGUAUCACCAGCAGCUGCAGCAGUUUAUGCCCUCAUCUGCUUCAUCCUCUUUCUCUUCCUCAAACCAGGCCUCUCUCUCUUCCUUUGUCUCCCCAUCAUCCUGUUCUCCACUCCGACACUCUUCCCACACUUCAGUUUCUGCCCUUAUGUCAGAAGAGGCUUUAGAUUUACGCAGAACCAGGGUGGAGGUUAAGAACGAUGGUAACAGAGAACAGAAGUUACUUUCCUCCCCCAGGGCGGAGAUUUGCUCACAAACCAAGACCUCUCCAAGCUACAAUAACAAUAAGGGUGAGGUGGGUCAUGGUGACUUGAGCGAAGUUUGGAGGGUAUCUUUGGAAGGAACAGGAUCAGGCUUUGGGCAAGAAAGAGGUAAAAGAGAGAAAAGGAGGUCACUGAAGACAACAGGUGAAGGAGUGGUCAGAGACAGAAGGCCAGCUGGGGUGGGAGGAGGAGGAGAGAGGAGGUGGGUGUGGGUGGUAACAACAGAGACAGAGCAGACGGGCAGGAGGACAGGUGCAACGACAGCUGAUUUAGAGGCACUAAGGUCGUGCAAUUGUGAUUCAGAAGUGGGCGAGGAAGGACUAGAUGCCUCAAAUGUCUCAGCCGAUGGAGUUUGGAGUACUGAGGAGCGAGAACAAGCUGAUAGCUACAGUUUGGUGUCCACCCACAGCCGCAAUGGCAGCAACAGCCUCUUUAACCACCCCUCUGUUGAUUCCCCCCAUCGAAGAGCUCCAGCAGAACGACCCCUCUCCCCAGCCUGUGAUCAUACCAACACACACUUGACCCCUGAUAAACUCUGCGAUCUCUCCCUUGAGUUAAAACACACCAGAUGCACCUCAAACGCCCUGCCUCUACCGUGGCAAAAUGCCCAACAGGGAGUGCCCUCAAGCAGCUGUAGACAGACAGAACCAUUGUUUGCUGCUAAUGCCAACAGAAGAGAGCUUUCGAAUGCUCAGUCAACCGAGCUACCUCUCACCGCCCCCACAGCACAGAGUGGAUGUCAAUUAACGUAUGAUCCUCUGAAUGUAAUUCCUGAAAUUCCAGCUCACACUCAGGUACACAACCAUGUGGAGGCCAAAGCCAAAACAUCUCUAUCAGCUCAAGGAGGGACUUCUACAGAUUCUCUCAGCUACACCAACGACCCCCUCAGCAUGUCCUUGCUUCAAGUGGACCAACAGGUCGCCACGGCCUCGUUCCUCCAAGCGGAACAGGUUGACACCCGUUCGCUUGAGAUCGAAAGGGGGAAAAAUAAAGGAAAGGAAGAAGAGUGCCUCACAUGUGCGAAGAUAGCAGGGAAAGUUGUCGAGGACAUAGAAUUUCACCUGUCUUUUUUGGAGCUGCCUCGUGCAAACACCCACUGCCCUCCCGCCCCUGACACUGUGACAGCUGCUAAUCACUCUGAGCAAAGAAAAGACGUGUGCUUUGCCACAUACAAACACUGUGGAAUAGGUAUGAUGAAACCUCCUAUCUCUGGGGUUAUGUUGGGCUCUCUCUUAGACCAAGAGUACAGUCAGAAACCACAAAUCACACCAGCUACUGAUGUCCUGAACAACAAAGACCCUGCAACCCACCUUAAAUCCUCUUCAUGUGUUUCUGUGGAAACUCCUCUCAUGCAGUCCAUCUCUUCCCCGGUCCAGCACUCACAAAAUCCAGUGACAAAUGGUGCCACGCAAAUGCCACCAGAGUCUGCACACGAAGUGCACAACAAACUCGCUUUUCCCAUUUCAACACCACAGUCACUCCAACCAAAUGUUCCUACAGAAUCAAACAGUGAAAAGAAAACCAGCAAUCUGCAAAUUAGACCCGUCGUUCAUCUGUCUACCUUGGAAGACGUGUAUCACACCCAGUGGCAUGUUGUCCAGGCUCACUGGGAGCAGCUAGAAGAGAUGGAAACUUUAUGUCGUAAGGAUGGAAGGCUUCUGGGCCAGCAGCCUGAUAUGGCAUUUGGGGAGUAUGUCCACAAGCUGAGGGAGAUCAUGGAGAGAAAGGCUCGGUGUGUCCACAGCAUGAUAGCUCAGCUGCAGCCAUACCUAAAGACCAAUUAUUCUAACCAACCACACAACCAAGGAGAGGAUAAAGAUGAUCAAAUAACUUCAAUAAACUAAAAAAAAAACAACUUUAUAAAUCACUGAUAUUGGCAUUUUUAAGAGUAGCCUGUACACUGAUGAAAUGUCAAAAUGUCAGAAGCCAUGGAUGGUUUAGGAGUGCACUAACGACAAGACCUGUUUUCCAGUAGAAACAAAUAUAUGUGUGUAUGUAUCACAAUCAGAAGAGUAUAUCCAUUUAUGUGUGUCUGCAUUCAUCAGAUUGAAGUGCGUGUGUGUGCGUGUUGUGCAUGCAGACAUUUAACUUCUUGGCCCUCAUUCCUCCUUCUGAUUCAGAUGCAAAUAAUAUGCUAUGAAAUUCACACUUAUUUAUUUAAUUGAACCAUAUUUUGCUUGAUUCUUCUUAUGAUGGAGAUGUUCACCGGUAUUUAGAAAUGAAGCUUUAUUAACUGUAGUACUGUAUACUGUGUCUUUUAAUUUAAAUAAUCCUGCAGGGUUGCAUUUUUGCAAGACCUGUUUUGGCCCAAACCUGGGAGGUUAUCCUUUUUUUCCCCCUCAGCUUUGGUCUUUCUAUUUUUAUUUCUUGGUCUACUACAAAUCCACACAUUAUCAUUUUGGGACAUGACUUUCAUAUGGGAUUGAUCUUGGCUUUCAGUUUCCCUUAUUUUUAAUGUGUGCUUUAUCUGCACCACCACCACACUGUCUGCACAAAGACCAGUACCAGCCUGAUUCCAGUGACUAAAACUCUGACUCUGGAAUAAUGAUACACACUGAACCAAGGAUACACUGAUUCCAACGUGUUGUUUACUGACUUGUUUACUUGGCUUGAGACAAUUUUUGAAUGCUACAUUUUUCUUUAUUUAUUAGCAAAUAUUGCACUUUUUUGUGUCUUCUGAAAAAGCAUUGUGAUACCUCCUUUUUCAUCUGAGUCACUGAAGCCACUUGGUUUUUGUAACAUUUUUAAGGGUUUAAGAUUGAAUUAAAUUUACUUGAUGAUCAGA